AUGGAGGUACCAAAAAACUAUCCUCUUUAUUGCUAUUGGAGUGGGGAAAUUAUUCAGAAAGAAGGUGAUGUAGCUUAUAGAGGAGGAAAUCAAAAAUUUAUUUUUGUUAAUCCAGAGAUGACAUAUUCACAAGUUUUGACCAAGGUAUAUGAGGAGUUGAGUAUUGAUCCUAGAUUUGUGGAGUUGAAGGUGGUUAUGAGGUAUCCUAUGAGUGGGGCAUAUGUCGCAAUUCCUUUGAAUGACGAUAAUGCUAUUAAAGCUAUGUGGAUUGCUAUGACUCAAACAUCUUCUGUUGCAAUGCAAUUGUACAUUGAACAAGUUCCAAAGCAAUCAGUUGUGCAAACUGAUAUUGGUUCCUCUCUUGAAAUGGAUUCCUCUUAUAGCAUGGAGAAACUUAUUCCCCUUACUUAUCAAAGUGUGGGGAUGGGGUCAUUCACAAGAAUGCUUGUUGACGAUCAAUAUGUCACUGAACAUCUUUCGGAGAUUAGGUCUCCAACAUCAUCACCAACCGUUGGAGCCUCAACAAGCACACAACAACAAGGCAUUCUUGAUUCUCUUGACCCAAACAAUGUUGAUGUUUUUGGAGACGUUGAGAUGAAUGAUACUGACGAAGAUGAUGAUGAAGAUAUAAUAGAAGCUCGUGAUAAAGAGAUCAAAGAAAGUGCUCCCACACAAGAUUUCAAUGAAGUGCCACAAGUUGAUCCACUUUUGAAUAACUCUUGGAUGACUUGGGUGAGAAAUGAGAUAUACAAUACCGAUGGAGAAUUUGAGGUUGGACAACAGUUUAACUCAUUGCAGCAAUUGAAGGAUGUUGUGAAGUCGUACUCAAUUGCUAGAAAUCAAACAAUUCGAGUUGUUGAGUCAGAGUCAGAGAAAUAUGUUGUUGAGUGUAAGAGGAAACCGCAAUAUGUCAUUCGUGUUGACCCUUCAUUGAAAAUCAAGACAAUAGUGCAACUUUUGAAAGAGAAGUUUAAGUUUUCGAUAACAUACAAGAGAGCAUGGCUUGCAAAGGAAAAGGCAAUAAAAGUCAUUUAUGGGGAUUGGGAGAGUUCAUAUCAAGAGUUGCCUAAGUUCAUGCAAGCAUUGAGGGAAUCAAAUCCUGGGACCGUGGUUGAGUGGAAGCUAAUACUGACUACAAAUCAAGUGAUUUAUUUUUUCCAAUGA
Molecule: messenger RNA, 1164 nt
Organism: Chenopodium quinoa (quinoa)
Lineage: Eukaryota; Viridiplantae; Streptophyta; Magnoliopsida; Caryophyllales; Amaranthaceae
Exons: 2
Coding region: 1-1164 (387 amino acids)
Source: RefSeq, a predicted model, not a curated record